Adelges cooleyi (spruce gall adelgid) is the source of this 1233-nucleotide messenger RNA. RefSeq lists its product as uncharacterized. The coding region runs from base 1 to 1233 and encodes 410 amino acids. The transcript has 8 exons. The record is from RefSeq and is a predicted model, not a curated record. Lineage: Eukaryota; Metazoa; Arthropoda; Insecta; Hemiptera; Adelgidae.
AUGACAUCUAAUUGUAGUGCACUCCAGCCUCAUGCAGCUAUUAAACAGAGACCAAACAGAAAACGCUGGGUAAUUGUUACCUUCCCCGAAGGUAACGAUUAUUCUGUAAUACCUACAAAUUGGGUGCUAAAAAGCGUCGAUGGCCUCGGCAAUCAAGUUAUAAAAUGUUUAUGGCCACCUUUUUUAAAUGUUACAAGCGACAUAAUUCAGAAUGCGAUGGAGCCAUCUGAUAAUUGGAGUACGCAUACAAUUAAAUUACAAGAAAAUGGCAAAGAAUAUAGUUGUUUUAACAAAGCGUGGCACAAACAAGUGGAAAUGUCGGAAGAAUCUUCUUCAACUGAACAGAGUAAGAGGAGAAAAAUUAAUGAAGAAGCUUCGGAUUCUGAUAGUGGAGAAGAAAUCGACAUUUUGCCAGUAAAAACAUGGGAUCGUCCACAAGAAACAUUUAUAAAAGAAGCUACUAAUAAACCUCAUUAUGCAGAGCUGAACAAUUUUAACAUUAGUCAGUCUUCAACUACGCAAAAUGUAUUGUUAAACACCUCGAUAAGCCAUAGCUUUAACAAACCUGAGGGGAGAAUAUUGUCAUCUGUUAUUCAAUCUGAUUCAUCAUUUCAAGAUGAAUUGAUUUCUGUGCCUAAUUAUUUAAAUCCAACAAAUAAUGUAGAAACGAUUCAAUCAGAACUUAUUCAAACAAAUGAACAGAAUAAAAUGAUGGGACUUUUGAAUUUAAUUUAUAAAGAACAAAUACAAAAUCGGGUUCUAUACAACCAGUUGUUAUCUAAAGUUAAUAACAUUGAAACUAUUAUAAACAAAAUUGGACUAAGUAAUAAUAUUUCAACUGCAACACAUAACUUUGAUGAGAAUUUUUUGUUAAACUGGCCUAUCAUUAACGAACAAACGUUUAAACACGUUGAAAACAGUUUAUUAGAUAAUUUAUUUGUUCAACAAGUGGAAGAGUUUUUUAAUUCCAUUGGUGGCAAUUCGGUUAAAGACAAUCUGAAAAGAAUAUUAAUUAAAACGUUUAGUAAUGAAUUUGCAAUACGGUGCUCAUGGACGGGUAGAGGGAAAGACAUUACAACAAAAUUAUGUGAUGCAAAAUUAGUAACCGUAUUAAAAAGGUGUAUAAGAAGAAAUCAGCAAGAAUACAGUGACGCAUUAUUUGAAUCAGUCUUUGCUGACUGGUUCAGAUACGCUACUACAAGACAUAGAAGAUCAUUAGAAACUAAUCAUUAG